Molecule: messenger RNA, 555 nt
Organism: Cryptococcus wingfieldii CBS 7118
Lineage: Eukaryota; Fungi; Basidiomycota; Tremellomycetes; Tremellales; Cryptococcaceae
Exons: 4
Coding region: 1-555 (184 amino acids)
Source: RefSeq, a predicted model, not a curated record
AUGAAGUUUUCCGGUUCAGCCUUGAUCGCCACCCUCUUUCUCGCGUCUUCUGCCGUUGCGCAGAGAUUCACUACUACCCUCGAUGUCGAUGAUGGAAACACCUUGGUUCUCUCUCGGCACACCAACGCCCGGGGCGCUACCGUCACUUCUACCAUAAGCACCAUUGGCGGCGACGAUGACACUUCUACUUCCACAACCACCUCCGCCGACCAGGACACCACCACUCAACGAAUCGUCGCUUCCACUACAAGUGACGCGCCUAUGAAGACCACCACUUAUUGGGUCGACACUGGAAACGGUUACUGGACAUACUACACCUGGACCGCUCCCACCACCACCAUCCCCACUGUCGGCACUGCCAACGUCGCCCAGGGUUCCGUCGCCGACUUUGAAUCGUACCAGUCUGGCGUCAACGCCGCCGUCUACUCUUCUGCCGCUGCUCAAAAUGACGGUCACAGACGGGCUCAGCCCGUCGGAAUGGACGGUGUCUUUGGCGCGUGGAUGACCUUGGCUGUCGGUGCCGUCGGCGCUGGUCUGGGUGUGCUCGCGCUCUAA